Molecule: messenger RNA, 992 nt
Organism: Cynara cardunculus var. scolymus (artichoke)
Lineage: Eukaryota; Viridiplantae; Streptophyta; Magnoliopsida; Asterales; Asteraceae
Product: expansin-like B1
Exons: 4
Coding region: 67-813 (248 amino acids)
Biological process (GO): sexual reproduction
Cellular component (GO): extracellular region
Source: RefSeq, a predicted model, not a curated record
ACAAUCGUUAGUUGUAUUGUGUCAUCCCUACAAAUUCUGAGAGAAGAACAAUUAGGAGAUAUCUGUAUGGCUUCAGCACACAACAACUAUGGCUCUCUUCUCUUUGUUACCAUCAUGCUUUUGCCUUCAUUGUGCUACAGCCAGGAUUAUUAUACGUCCUCUAGAGCAACUUAUUAUGGCAGUCCUGAUUGCUUAGGAACACCAACUGGUGCUUGUGGGUAUAAAGAUUAUGGAAGAACCAUAAACGGUGGUGAGGUGAGUGGAGUCUUGAGACUUUUCAAGAAUGGAACCAGUUGUGGAGCAUGUUAUCAAGUUAGGUGCAAAUCUCCCAAGCAUUGCAACGAAGAAGGGGUGAAGGUGGUGGUGACAGACUAUGGUGAAGGCGACCACACGGAUUUCAUCCUUAGCGUUCGUGCCUAUACCAAACUUGCUCUUCCGGGUUUGGCUGCAGAUCUAAUUUCGUAUGGAGUGGUUGAUGUUGAAUACAGGACGAUUCCUUGCCAAUAUCCGGGAUAUAAUCUCAUGUUCAAAGUUCAUGAACACAGUCGGUUCCCUGACUACCUCGCUCUUGUUGCUCUGUACCAAGCCGGUGUCAAUGAAAUCACAGCUAUCGAAUUAUGGCAGGAGGAUUGCAAGGAAUGGAGGGGGAUGCGAAGGGCGUAUGGUGCAGUAUGGGAUAUGCCGAACCCACCCCAGGGAGUUUUAAAUUUGCGGUUCCAAGUGAAUGGUGCGAAAUGGGUCCAACUCAAGAGUGUGAUUCCUAGUGAGUGGAAGGCUGGGGCUGCUUAUGACACCACUAUUCAGCUUUCUUAAGUUAAUCAAAUGAACUGUCAUGAUGAUGAUAAGAGUGUGCAUCUGUUUGGCUAAGUUAGAUAUCAAAUAACUAAUACAUGGACCACUAGCUUUGUUGAUUGUUGUUAUGAUUGAGUGUAUUUAAUACUUCAUGUAUAAUUAAGGAGAUCUGAGUGCUUUUAGUUAGUGCUGAUCUAUAC